AUGCAAGACCCAAUUGGGAUUCCUGCUUGUUUCACAUCAGGAGAGAAGCUGAUUGAUGAUCCAGCAGCAGUAACAAAAUCAGGGCAGAGUGUUUUCAUGUCAGCAUACAGGACCAAGAUUGCUGAUCACUGCCGUUUGAUUACAAUCACAUGGUGCAAGAAUCUGCUUCUCCAUGGUCUGUCAAUCUCUGUUGAAGGUCCAGAUGGGGAAAAUCACUAUAGUUGCAAGAUUGAGCUGAAGCCAUGGUAUUUCUGGAAGAAACAGGGGACUAAGAGAUUUAUUGUGGAUGGGAAAGCUGUGGAUAUCUUUUGGGAUCUCAAAGCAGCUAAAUUCAAUGGUGAGACUGAACCCAACUGUGAUUACUAUGUUGCUGUUGUUUGUGAUGAAGAAGUGGUUCUUCUACUUGGGGAUCUGAAGAAAGAUGCUUAUAGGAAAACAGGGUGCAGACCAGCUCUGAUUGAUCCAAUUCUGGUUUCAAGAAAAGAACACAUUUUUGGUAAGAAGAGAUUCUUAACCAGAGUCAAGUUCCAUGAGAAGGGUAGAUUUCAUGAGAUCUCAAUUGAGUGCAAGAACAGAACAAAUGGGAAUGGUGUCAAGUAUGCUGAACCAGAGAUGGAGAUAAGGAUUGAUGGGCAUUUGGUGAUUCAUGUGAAGCAUCUUCAAUGGAAGUUCAGAGGUAAUGAGUCAAUUCAUGUCAAUAAAGCAAGAAUGGAAGUUUACUGGGAUGUCCAUGACUGGCUAUUUAGUCCUGGUUUAAGGCAUGCUCUGUUUAUUUUCAAGCCAACCAUGUCAUCCAUUUCUCUUUCGCCAUUAUCGUCUUCUUCGACAUCGAAGACGCCAUUGUUGUCUCAAUCAGAGAGCUCUGGUUCAUCAGAUGGGAUUAAUGGGUCUUCUGAAUUUUGCUUGCUUGUUUAUGCUUGGAAGGUUGAAUGA
Molecule: messenger RNA, 933 nt
Organism: Tripterygium wilfordii
Lineage: Eukaryota; Viridiplantae; Streptophyta; Magnoliopsida; Celastrales; Celastraceae
Exons: 1
Coding region: 1-933 (310 amino acids)
Source: RefSeq, a predicted model, not a curated record